Messenger RNA from Schizophyllum commune H4-8, 3114 nucleotides. Its product is annotated as glycoside hydrolase family 95 protein. The transcript has 18 exons. Gene Ontology annotation, molecular function: alpha-L-fucosidase activity. The coding region runs from base 318 to 2819 and encodes 833 amino acids. Gene Ontology annotation, biological process: carbohydrate metabolic process. Lineage: Eukaryota; Fungi; Basidiomycota; Agaricomycetes; Agaricales; Schizophyllaceae. The record is from RefSeq and is a predicted model, not a curated record.
ACCGUCCACGGCGUGCUCUCUCCCUCCAUUCGGCACCUGCCCGCGUAUGGUCAAGCACUCCCAGCACUCAUCCGCGUCCGCUCUCAGUCACCUGCACCGUUCCACCUGUUUCGAAGCCCACCUUUCAGGCCCGGACCUCGCCGACCCCGCCUAUCUUGCCGUCUAUAAAAGCGGAUGCGCCCUUCGGCGCGGGCGGCGUUUUGCCGUCCAAUAGCCCCUUUGAUCUUAGUGGUCUCUCCAGCCUUAGUGGUCUCUCCAACCUUGGUGACCUCACUGAGCGUAUAGGCCUUACACGACGUCUAGGCGAGUUCGUCGCAAUGUGGACUCGACGCGCGCUGUUGUACAUCGCGCAGACUCUGGCGGCGACGCAGAGUAUUCGUGCCGCCCCGAAUGGCUUUCCGGAAUCUGGAAAUGGGCUGUGGUAUGAUGCGCCUGGCGUGUUCUGGGGCAGGGAUUUCCUCCCGGUUGGGAAUGGAUAUUUGGCAGCUAUGACGCCGGGUGGCACGACCGUGGAGACGACGCAGCUCAACUUGGAGUCACUGUGGUCUGGCGGCCCCUUUCAGAACUCGUCAUACAAUGGCGGCAACAAGCUACCUUCAGACCGGGAGGCGACGAAGGCGGCUAUGGAGAAUGUACGAAGCGAGAUAUUCGCGAGUACAUCUGGGACUGUCGCGUCCGAUGGUCUAAAUGCCUUCAUGGUGGACCAACAAGCCAAUUAUGGUGCCUAUGCUGGCGCUGGCUACCUUUUUACGACCUUGAACAACACAGGCGAAGUCAGUGGCUAUGCGCGUUGGCUCGACCUCGACCAAGCCGUCGCACAAGCUACAUGGACUCAAGGCGACGUACAGCUCAAUAGGACGACAUUCUGCUCGCACCCCGCCCAAGCAUGCGUGCAACAAACCUCAUCCUCCGUGCCGCAAAAUCUCACCUACGCGUACUCCGUCGCUCCCGAGACCGACCUGCCUCCGCCGAACGUGACCUGCCUUGACGACACCACGCUUCAAGUUCGUGGCUAUGCGGGCACCCCCGGCAUGCUCUACGAGAUCCUCUUCCGCGUCCUGCCUUCCGCGCAGUCCACCGUCUCCUGCUCGCCCGCGGAUCCCUACGACAUGAGUGUCGCGACUGUCAAUGCGACGCUCUCGGCGUCUGGGCCGGAGCUCGCUGUCAUCUGGGUCGGCGAUACUGAGUACUCGAUGGAUGCUGGUGAUGAGGCGCACGAUUUCUCCUUCCGCGGCGACGAUCCGCACGACGUGCUCCUCUCGCGUAUAUCCUCGCUGCAAGACACGAGCGUCAGCGAUCUACUCGCAGCCCAUCUAGACGACGUCGCAUCCACCCUCAAUUCAUUCUCGCUUAACCUUGGGCAGACUGCUCAACCGGACCAGACCACUGGCGCGCUGUUAGACGCCUAUCAGACGGAUGCGGGUAAUCCGUACUUGGAGUGGUUGUUGUUCAACUUCGGGAGAUACCUGUUGUGGAGUAGCGCGAGGGGCACCUUGCCGGCGAACCUCCAGGGAAAGUGGGCACAGAGCUACGCGAGCGCGUGGAGUGCAGAUGCCAAUAUAAACAUCCAGAUGAACCUAUGGUGCGCGGAGCUGUCGGGGCUGGACGUCUCCCAGUCGAUGUUCGACUACAUGGAGAAAACCUGGGUCCCCCGUGGUACGCAGACGGCGCAGAACUUGUACAACAUAAACGAGGGAUGGACGACGCACAACGAGAUGAACAUAUUCGGCCAUACGGGCAUGAAGCUCGGCGACCCGCAGUGGGCGAAUUACCCAGAGGCCAACGCUUGGAUGAUGCUUCACGUCUGGGACCACUUCGACUACACGAACGACGUUGACUGGUGGAAGGCGCAGGGAUACCCCUUGCUCAAGGGCGUUGCCCAAUUCCAUCUUCACAAGCUCAUCGAAGAUCAACGCUUCAAUGACACCUCGUUGGUCGUUGCGCCCUGCAACUCACCAGAGCAGAAGCCGGUUACGCUAGGCUGCGCGCACGCACAACAGCUCAUAUGGCAGCUGUUCAAUGCGGUUGACAAGGGCUUCGAGGCGUCAGGAGAUAGUGACACUGACUUCCUGACCACAAUUCGGACUGCUCGCGACAAGAUGGACAAGGGGAUCCAUAUAGGAUCCUGGGGUCAGCUUCAAGAGUGGAAAGUCGACAUGGACGAUCCGGACGACACCCAUCGCCAUCUCUCGCACCUCAUUGGGCUGUAUCCGGGCUAUGCUCUGAGCUCGUACAACGAGAGCCUGCAGACGAACCCAUCCUCUAACGCGUCGUACACGAAGGAGCAGGUACUGAACGCUACCACCAUCAGCCUCACCCACCGCGGCAACGGCACCGGCCCCGACGGCGACGCCGGUUGGGAGAAGAUGUGGCGCGCGGCGGCGUGGGCACAGCUAGGGGAUGCGAGCCAGUUCUAUCACGAGUUGACGUACGCCAUCGCUACCAACUUCGCCGAGAACCUCUUCAGCGUCUACAACCCCGGCGAGGACGACCCCAUCUUCCAGAUCGACGCCAAUCUGGGACAUCCCGCCGCAGUCCUGAACGCACUCAUUCAAGCUCCCGAUACAGCGUCGUAUGAGGAGGCGCUGGUCGUAACGCUGCUGCCUGCUCUACCCCAGCAAUGGGCGGCCAGUGGGUCCAUCAAGGGCGCGCGCUUGCGUAGCGGUUUAUCAGUAGACUUCUUGUGGACCAAUGGGAAACUCGACGGCGCGACUUUCAGGGCAUCAGAUCAUGCAAGGCCCAGGGAUGUUCGUGUGGUGGCCGACGGGCAGGUAGUCAAGGAGUUCACGACAGAACCGGGAUUGGUAGUGCAUAUCUGAACAUUUACGGCCUGUUUAGGAGCGAAAUUUACAGAGGAUGUAAGACUGUAAACAAAAGAGAAAUGUAGAGUUACGCAUGCAUCGUCGUCUGGGGACCGUUCUUUGUCAGACUCAGCAAGUUCAAAAUCAUCACCAUCCUGGGACUCUUUGCCGCUGUUCCUAUGGCCAUGGAAUAACUGGCCCCGGUGGUUGAUUGGACCGUCGUGCGAGCUUUCUCGCUAAGUCUUGGGCAAAGCCGCACAUUGUCAAAGUCGGGUUCCAUGACCCCGAUGUAGGGAAGAGGGCACCACCCGUG